GCAUUAGUCAUCAUACUAAGAUCCCCUGGGUUUGGAGGGUCAUCAUCAAAAAUCAUCCUACAAUGGAAUUUCCAUAUAUUCUAGCAAAACCAUGACAGAUAUGCCUGCCCAUAAUCGUCUAAAACAUUAACAUCACAUAAUAAUGCAGACAACCAGGUUUUCAUAGCUAAAGCCGAGGUAGGAAUCAUUUGUAGUCCUAGAUAGCCACCAAAUCAAGCACAAGUCACCCAAUCGCAGAAGAGAGAAAGCCGUUCAAACAACUUUGAGCCUACUGAAUCAAAUGUUGAUUAUCCAAAACGAGUCUAAGAUAACAUUAUCAUAUUUUACAAAAUUUAAAUUUUCUGAUAAAAAAUAAAUUAGAAUAUAUAUAGAUAUAUAUUAUCAACAGAAGAGUAUGAAUUAUCGAAAAUGAAUAAAUGAAAAAAAAAAAAAACCAAAAACAAAAGGCAAAGCACGACAUGGGACGUCACGUUGCUGUGGAAGCUCAAAAAUAGGAGUCACGGUCAAGGCGUCGAAGGAGAAUUGCCAUCCAUUUGGGAACCGAUUCUUCCGGUUAGCCUCCUCACUCCCCAUUCCCUUCAUCGUUAUUCUUCUAAGCCCUCCAUCCAACAUUUCUCCGCCAAAAAUUAACUGAAUCCUGACCAACAGAGAUUUCAUACUGUUGUUUGAUUAAUUGGUAUUGUUUUGAUACAAUAACAAGAGUGAGGAGCGAGAUUGACAAUCAAUCAAUGGCCGACUCACCCAGUGAACCUGGCCUUCCUCACUUGGACCAAAUGCUUGGCCUUCUCAGGGUUCACAUCAAGCGUGGUGUCAAUCUCGCUGUUCGUGAUGUUCGCAGCAGCGAUCCUUACAUCGUCGUCAGGAUGGGCAAGCAGAAACUCAAGACUCGCGUUAUUGACAAGGAUAUUAAUCCUGAGUGGGAUGAAGAGCUUACGCUUUCUGUCGUGGACCCAAAGCUUCCAGUAACAUUGACUGUGUAUGACCAUGAUACUUGGAGCCCAGAUGACCCAAUGGGAGAUGCUGAAUUUGAUAUCAUUCCAUUUCUAGAAGCCUUGGGGAUGCAGGUAUCAAACCUCCCGAACGGUACAAUUAUAACAAGAGUACAACCAACCAGGCAAAACUGCCUAGCAGAGGAAAGCUGCAUUGUUUUUAACGAUGGCAAGAUCACCCAAGAUAUGGCCCUCAGAUUGCGACACGUGGAAAGUGGUGAAGUGGAAAUCCAAUUGCAAUGGAUUGAGCUUCCAGGUGCAAAGUAGGGUGAGAUUUUCUGCUUCUCAUGGUGCUUUUCACCAGAAGAUCUUCUGAUUUGUUUGCUGGUUUUUCCCCCAUCACUUAUUGCUGAGACCCCCUGUUCAGUUCUCUCUUCUGCGAAGGACCUCACUCCGCAAGGAUCUCAAUGUGUUGUUUUAUGAGCCUGUAAAUAACAUAUUGAUAGUGAUGAGAGGAAACUCUUAUCUUUGUGGAAUUAUUCUGCGAUUGUAGACCUCCACCCCAAUACUCCUAACAUAUAUUUCCUGUUCAUUUUCAU
Molecule: messenger RNA, 1528 nt
Organism: Prosopis cineraria
Lineage: Eukaryota; Viridiplantae; Streptophyta; Magnoliopsida; Fabales; Fabaceae
Product: protein C2-DOMAIN ABA-RELATED 4-like
Exons: 4
Coding region: 729-1256 (175 amino acids)
Source: RefSeq, a predicted model, not a curated record